AUGCCAGCACUAGGAUCUGCAGGGCGCCCUGUGUUACUGCUCAUUCGAUCAUUGCAAUGGAUUAGUUCGGUUAUCGCUAUGGGAAUUUUCUCCUAUCUCAUCCACAAAAAUCACCAUGGAGCCCAUUUGAUCUACAAUGAAGUGAUUGCUGUUUUGUCGGUGGUCUUCUUCAUUCCGGCUUUCAUUUCACCUUUCAUGCCCACUAUGCUCAGCAAGUUCGUUGUGCUGAUCGAUCUUGUAUUCUCCUAUCUGUGGUUGACUGCUUUCAUAUUCACGGCCGAAGACUUUGACCGUGGAUUUUGCUACAUCGCAGAGGCACCAGGCGUCUCGUGCUCCAAGAAGCAUGCGGCUCAGGCUUUCACCUUCUUGGCAUUCAUCUUCACCUUCUUCGGUCUCGGGGUUGAGACGUUCAGCCGAUGGGUUGACAACCCAGAACCAGUGAGCACACGGGAGAAGAAUGGUGCCCGAGCACCAUUGGACGCCCCUGUUCAGUCUGCAUAA
This is a messenger RNA of Talaromyces proteolyticus, 501 nucleotides long. RefSeq lists its product as uncharacterized. The transcript is spliced from 3 exons. Bases 1 to 501 code for a protein of 166 amino acids. The record is from RefSeq and is a predicted model, not a curated record. Lineage: Eukaryota; Fungi; Ascomycota; Eurotiomycetes; Eurotiales; Trichocomaceae. Gene Ontology annotation, cellular component: membrane.